AUGACUGCCGACAUCAUUCCGUAUGAGCUCUAUUCAGACGCUCCAGGCUUUUUGCUCAAUAAGCUUGAAUGGGAAAAGGCAAAUGCAGCUCACCCCGAAACCUCCAGCUUUGGCUCAGUUCCAAAGGGGUGGCCAUCUCAAUUUUCUGGGCCUCGGACGUGGACGGGUCAAUAUUUAGAACAGCAUCCCGAAAAGCACAUCAAGCACCUCUCCCAAGAGCAUAUCAAUGAGAUAGAUGCUGCCAUCAAGAAUUGCAAGAAGCAAUCUCUUCUUCUUUCCAGUAUUAGUCGAUCGAACUUUCAGCUUCUCAUCCUCGGGCCAAUACUGCGUGGAGUAUCCGAUGAAAUCCACAACGGCAUCGGGUUUCAGAUUCUCAGAGGCUUCCCGGUCCAGAAGUAUGACAAGACGGACCAGAUCAUUGCUUUGCUCGGAAUCAACGCGUGGAGCAUUUCGCAUUUGGACCCAGAAAACCGUGGAAAGAUCUAUGUUUCUGCUCAAGACACCAACGCACAAUUCUUUCACAGCGACGCCGGUAGUGAUGUAGUUGGACUCAUGGCUGUGAGCCUUUCAGGUCACGAAGGUGCAUCGACUGUCGUCAGCGCUGGACAAGUCAACGGCAUACCCGACGAUGGGGUGCACUUGAUUCAUAACAAAGACGGCCGCCUAUUUGUCAAUUUCUCGACACGGACUUUCAUUGGCUACGGAGAGAUGCCCGAUCGAGAUGCCGAUUAUCCACCAUUGUCCUUCGAAGAGCGAGAGGCCUUUGCGGGCUGGCAGUGGGUGGCCGACGAGUACAGUCUCAAGACAGACCUUGAAGUAGGUGAUAUUGAAUGGGUGAACAAUCUUCACCUUCAACAUGCACGCCGCGGCUUUACCGAGGACAUCACGAAUCCUAGACAUCUCAUCCGGAUCUGGCUGAACGAUAGCGAAAACUCGCCCGAGCUUCCUGAAGACAUCAAGCGGAAGUUCGACGCCAUGUUUGCCGAGGAUCCUAAUUUCUUUCCCCUUGAUGAGAUCGAGGAGGACUUGAGGCGGAGGCAGAGCGGGAUCUUCACCGGCUCGUUCCGUUAG
This is a messenger RNA of Colletotrichum aenigma, 1071 nucleotides long. RefSeq names its product Taurine hydroxylase-like protein SAT17. The record is from RefSeq and is a predicted model, not a curated record. Gene Ontology annotation, molecular function: oxidoreductase activity. Lineage: Eukaryota; Fungi; Ascomycota; Sordariomycetes; Glomerellales; Glomerellaceae. The transcript is spliced from 8 exons. The coding region runs from base 1 to 1071 and encodes 356 amino acids.